This is a messenger RNA of Baudoinia panamericana UAMH 10762, 677 nucleotides long. RefSeq lists its product as uncharacterized. The record is from RefSeq and is a predicted model, not a curated record. The coding region runs from base 100 to 597 and encodes 165 amino acids. The transcript has a single exon. NCBI's taxonomy places the organism in Eukaryota, Fungi, Ascomycota, Dothideomycetes, Mycosphaerellales, Teratosphaeriaceae.
GUACCUCACUGCAGCGAACUUUCCCGUCUUAGUCGAGGUCAAUGCUGCAAGCUCACCUUUUCGCGAGCCUCCAGUGUUCCUGGUCCACAAGUUCGUGUGAUGGCAACAGGUUCCAUUCGCGACCAGCUACUCGGUGCCUGGGAGCUGGCAGAGUACUGCGCCUUUCCAGUGGACAACCCAGACGCCAAGAUCUACCCAAUGGGGAAGGAUGCGCAAGGCAUCAUCAUGUAUACACACAAUGGUUACAUGUCCGCCCAGCUACACAUUCCCGGCCAGCCGCCAUUCAAGUCCGAUGACUUGAACGGUGGCACUACCGAGGAGCUCGCUGAAGCAGGCAAGAACUACUUCGCUUACACUGGCCCUUUCUACCUCGACGAGUCGUCGAAGGAACCCCUCUUGCUGCAUCAGAUGGCGAACUCAAGCUUCCCGAAUUGGCAGGGCAAUGUCCAGAGACGGGUGAUGAAGAUCACCGAAGAGGCCGGGGUGAAGUAUCUGACGCUUGGUCCAGAAGCUCCUCACGUGGUGAUGGGCGAGCAGAGAAUGACGAGGCUUGUCUGGAGACGGUUACCCGAUAAUGGUGCAAGUCGGCCGACUUAGCAUGCUAACCCAAGUGAGGACCGCAAUGAGCUUCGGCAUUGACAUAAUGAUGGUCGCAGUGUGCAGAGACUGCCAUUGAG